UCUUUUUUUACCAGAAAAUCAGAAAGCAGUUAGAUCGGAGUGUCGUACUGAAUUCAACUAACUUCCCGGUAAACGCAACCGGAAUCGGUCAUCUUCCGCCACAAUCAGUACAAACUCGUCGUGGCAUUGUUGCGAGAUUUUCAAAUUCCACAUUUUUGCAGAAAGUUCUGCAAUCAAGUGAAUUCGGUAUUGUAGGUUUUCAGCUAAUGGUGAAAACAAAUAAGAAGAGCACAGGAAAAUCUCCUGGUAAAGGUUGCCUUGUCGAUUCUCCAGCUUGUGAUAAUCAGCAUGAGGAUAGUGAUUGGAUUAUAGUUAAAAAGCAGAGAGUCAUCAUUCUGGUUCCUGCACCUGAAAGAUCCUCAACAGAAAAUGAAGAGCCGAAUCACAAGCAUCCUAUGCCUCCUGUAACGUCAAGUAACCAUGAGGAACUUCCCGAGGAGACACCUAAUGAAAAUCCUUCUUGUAGUGAACAAGAGAAGACCAUUUCAUUGGCUGUCCAAAAGGAGAUUCGUACUGUGAGAAGAGCUCCUCCUCCCUUAUUACUGGAAUCACCUUCAGUCAAUCUACCACAGGUAGAUCAAAGAAUAGAAUCAGAAAAUCCGCAUCAACUGAGUAGUAGUUUGAAGUCCCAAAGAUUAGUUGGAGUAUCGAAUACAUCAAAUUUUAUAAAGCAGCCAAGAACAUUACUUGCUCCAAAAAGGUUCUCCAACUUGGCAACUUUGAAUCAAGGUCUGAGAGCAUCAAAUCUCCAGAGAAAGCUUGAAAGAGCUGGUGGGUUGAACAAGUGGCUGGCAUCACUUGGACUGGAGCAGUUUGUGAGAAUGUUUCAAGGAAAAAUUAUAAGUAAGUAUCAGCUUGUGAAUCUAACCAUGAAAAAACUCAAGGAUAUGGGUGCCAGUGCGGUGGGACCUCGCAGGAAACUAAUCCAUGCCAUGGACUGUGUUUGCCAGCCAUAUUGCUUUGAGGCGUUAUAGAAGCCAACAUUUCACGACAUGAUACAAAUGUAAAACUUAUUUUUUGGGCGCACUCGUGAUCACGGCACUUGAGUUUCAAAUAGUGUUUGAACUUUGAAGAAAUUUCUACUCUCUGUAUGACUGUAUUAGCUGUAUAUACUUAUGAUUCAUGAAUUAUGAGCAAAUAUUAUAUAUGAGUGGAGGGGAGAGAUUCACUGAGAUAUACUGUGUUUGGUUGAAA
Molecule: messenger RNA, 1194 nt
Organism: Trifolium pratense (red clover)
Lineage: Eukaryota; Viridiplantae; Streptophyta; Magnoliopsida; Fabales; Fabaceae
Exons: 3
Coding region: 207-974 (255 amino acids)
Molecular function (GO): protein binding
Source: RefSeq, a predicted model, not a curated record